UUCAUACACAUUAUUGUUCAUACACAUGGUUAUACUCUGUAUAAGGGAACAUCCAGUAGUAGCCAAAUUGUAUAGGUGAGUGGAUUACAUAAUUAUGAUGACACAUUAUCCUGAUGGUUGAGGCAGUGUAUUUGUUCUAAUCUAAAGUAGAAGCAAAGGCGACAGAUGCGCGUUAAAUCCCCGAUGGAGGGAAAACUCACCAAAGCAGGAUGACAAAACAAACAUCUGAGGGAAGAAAAGUUAGCAAAUCAAAUCGUUUUUGAGCUGACCUACAUAAAAUAUCCAGUUUAUUUCCAUUUCGUUCAUUGCAAACCUCUCUGUGUGGCUUGUGCGUUCUCCCGAAGCGCAAACGCGCGUCUUUCCACCUGCAGCAAUUGGGCGCGUUUGGGCAGCUGAUGUGUUUUUCAAUGACAGUUCAUCGAGCAGAGAAAAACUUGUGGAUCUGUAGUCGGUUCACAUCCGACUUGUCACGGACAUAAUAGCAACAACAAACCAAGAGAAGGACGAUAAGAGUGAGUUAUUAGAGCCUGACGCUCGAAGUGCAACAUCUGGAGAUCAGCAGCAGCAGCAGCAGUCAUGGGCAACAGUGUGUCCGGAAUCAGAGCACUGCACAGGGGACAGCAGAACAGGUUUCAAAGACUUCCAAACUCACACAAAGACUCUCUGGGUGGACCGUUCCCCUCAACAGCUCACCGAUGCCACCACAAACCGAAGCGCUGUUUACCCUUGCAUCCGUGCGGAGGUGUCCCCGUGAGCCCCCUUCUCUUCCACCCCAACGCUAAAGGGUCUCAGAUAGUCAUGGAUCUAGCACAGAGGAGCGUCAAACGGCAGGCCAGCUUCUGCAAUGCAAUCACCUUCAGCAACCGGCCCAUUGCUCUUUAUGAGCAGGUCCGCUUAAAGAUAACUAAAAAGCAGUGCUGCUGGAGUGGCGCUCUCCGCCUGGGCUUUACUUCUAAAGACCCAUCUCGAAUCAACCCCGACAGUCUGCCCAAAUACGCCUGCCCUGACCUGGUAUCCCAGAGCGGCUUCUGGGCCAAGGCCCUGCCAGAAGAGUUUGCAAAUGAAGGAAACCUCAUUUCCUUCUGGGUGGAUAAGAAAGGGAGAGUAUUUUACCGCAUCAACGAUUCCAGCCCCAUGCUGUUCUUCAGUGGCGUUCGGACCACAGAGCCACUGUGGGCCCUCAUAGAUGUCUACGGUCUGACCAGAGGAGUGCAACUGCUGGACAGUGAAGUCGUCCCUCCAGACCUUCUCCGCCCACGAUCCUUCACCACAGUACGUGGAUCCACCUCUUUACGCCGUGAAGUAGACACCUCCCGCCUGUCCGUCAGUCUUUGCGAUCUUAACCUGCCACAAGAUGAUGCCAGGCUUCGACUCCCUCCCGCUCCUGUCGCCUGUCCCAUUCCUCAAAAUUCCAUGAACUCCCAGCAGUCAUCACUGCUUCCUCACACCUUGGAAUGUGAUCUACGCUUCCACCAGCUCCGAGGUGCCCACAUCAAAACCCUUAAUGAACAGACCGUGGCACGAUCCGAACACAACCGUGACGAACGCACACUAGUCUUCACGGAUCGCCCGCUGCGAAUUGGCGAAACCAUCUUCAUCAAAGUCAUUAAGUCCAGCCCUGCUCGAUCUGGGUCUCUUUCAUACGGUGUGACAUCAUGUGACCCAGCAGUCCUUCGCCCGAGUGACCUUCCUUACAAUCCUGAAGCACUGGUUGACCGUAAGGAAUUCUGGGCGGUGUGCAGGGUGCCUACUGCUUUGCAGAGUGGUGAUAUACUGGGCUUCCUGGUCACACAGGAAGGGGAAGUAAUUCUGAGUCAUAAUGGCACCAAUGUGGGGAUGCAGGUGUGUGUGGACAACUCACGACCACUCUGGAUGUUCUUUGGACUGCAUGGUGCUGUCACACAGCUGAGGAUUCUAGGCUCUACUUUCUUGGGUGAUGCUCGUGACCCAUCCAGUCCCGGCUCGCCCUCCGCCUCGCCCCUCUCACCCUCAGGCCUGUGUGGUGGAAGCCCAGAGCCCAGUUUAAAUGAACGCGGCUGUCCUGCUGCCUUCUGCAGCUCCACUGAAGGAACGACACCCAACUCACCCGUCAGUCUCCCCAAAUCACCCACUUUCCCAUCUGCCUCAGGCUCAUGGCUGGAUGAGUGCUCUAUCUGCUAUGAAAACACAGUGGACACCGUCAUCUACGCCUGUGGACACAUGUGUCUCUGCUACACCUGCGGCCUCCGCCUCAAAAAGAUGGCCAACGCUAGCUGUCCUAUCUGUAGGAGAGCUAUCAAAGACAUUAUAAAGACCUACCGGAGCACUUAGGGGGGCCCAAACCCCAUGUCACAUAAGGGCCAUUAAGGAUCUCUAAUAGAUCUCUGUUUCAAGAGAGGGUUGGUGUCACAGUUCAGGGACUUUCUCUGGCACUGCAUGGGUCUCCGUUCCCAUGGCGAUGACUUUUGAACCCUUGAACCUUCAAGGCUCAGGCAUCCGUUCGCAAAGGUCUUUUGUAUUUCAUGCUCAAGUCUCUGUUGCUAUGGUAACCAGUGAUGUUGCUGAUCCUCAGGAGCAUCUGGCUUUUCAACCGAUGUAAGACAAAAAUCAUAGACGGUAUCUCAUUGAAUUCAGGACAUUUCAGGUGAUACAGGAGAUAUUCAAGGUUGCACAUCUCACAUUUCUUUUACCCUCUCUGUGAGCCAUAAUAGACUGCAGUAAUCUCAUUCAUAGCAUCGCUGAAUAUCCUUAAAAGCUGGAAUCAUAUUCAAUAGAGUGUUACAGUCUCUUAUUUUUUUCUUCUGCUGUCCUCAGAGCUAGUCAGACCAGCUAAGGCACUUUCACUGAUGAAAUUCAUACAAAAAUGUCUCAGUGUUUCACAAUUUUUGUCUGUGCUGGGCUGAGACAGAGAUAGGAAUACAGAUAUAAAGGUACAGUGCUUUUUUUUUUUUUCAUACCUCACCAUUUCAUGCUAGUUGUGUAACCGACAGCUUGUCCUUAUUAUGUGCUCUGAAGUGAGCUGAUCUGGAGGUCUUUGUGCAUUGAUGACUAUUUGAUCAUGUGUUUCGUAAUGUAAUCUGAAGCUUUGGUAGGUAGCAGGUAAAAUCAGCUAAUGGUCUGCUAUAAUUUUGCUUAUGCGUGUGUUCAACAAGCAGGACGUUUGUGUUGGAGUUAAAGAGAAAUAAUUUGUUAUAACAAUACACAGGAAUGAUUAACCAAUGAGUCAUGUGGCAGAUUGUUAUAUAACAACUCAUUUCUGGACAAAAGAAGACUAAUAUUGGAUAUUUUAAUUCAUCCAACGGUGCUGGGAAGUGUAAUUGCCACAGAGAAGUGCGGUUUAAAUCGAGCACCUCACCCCAUGACCCUAAAACAUGUUGGCCUAAUCAAACCUUGAUUUACUGUGAACUUGUUCUCGACUGUCGAUCCGAACACGCAAGCUUUGGGUUUUCUGCAAAAGCAAUUGCAAUGUUGCCAUGGAGAGCAAAAUCUAGGAAGAAGGAAAACAGCCUUGAGGCAUUAACCGAUGAAAGAGUCAUUUGUGGUCAGAGGAUAUUUGAUUUGCACAGUUAAUCCAUAUUUCUCCCAUCCCCCCACAGCCGACAGUUUCUGUAGGCUAAAAACUGGUGUGGAUGGGGAUAAUAGUGAGCGCAGGCCACUGAUGAAAUAACAAAUUGAUUCAAAUGGAAUAUGUCAAGAAAAAGCCAUGAGUGUGGCUCAACUUUGACAGCAGACCUCUCUUUUGGACCUUUACAAACAUGUUCUUGAGGUUACUGAAGGAUAAUUAUAUAGAAAGUCCUGCUGCUGUAAGAUAUAGUUGACUGGGAAUGUUCUAGGAAACAGGAGGACAUCUAGGAUUGUCACUGAGAGGUGAAUUUUAUCUCAUUUUGAACCUGAUAUCCUGAUAUCUGAAGAACCUCUAUCCUUAAGGGUGAACCGCAUAGAUGAAAGUCACGAAAGCUGUUAAGAACGUGUCCGUGUCAUAUUACGCCCCAAUUGUCAUGAAAAUAUCACACUGCAAAAAUAUAUUCAUUUUUAUAAUAAGCUUGUUUUCUUUAUGCAAAACUUCUUAACAAUUUCCCCGCCAGCGUUUUUUUUAUUGUUUUCACAAAAAUUUCAUGGUCCCCAGAAUAUUUUGUUUGAAUAUCUAAAUAUGCAAUAUAUCAAAAGAAAGAAAAAAGUUUCAAUGUGGGUAAGUUUCAUAAAAAAGCAACAUUUUGAACAAAAAGCAUUGCUUCUAUCUUUUGUUCCUGCUCCUUUUUUGCCUGUGUUUUGAUCCGGAGAUUCUCUACUCUUUCAGAAGAUGUGUAAUAGCGCCCCCUACCUCAUAACAGUCAAAAUACAGAAAGCCGGAAAAUUCUGUUAACGGCGGGGAAAAAGUUAAUGAUCUUGAACAAUUUAGAAAUUGUGGCAUGACCAUUUUUUAUGAGAUUGGGACGGUUAGAUAUCUUAUUCUGUCAGCAAACAGCAGUUUCGAUUUUUGGUUAUAGAUCUCCUAUGAACGUCACUUAUCCCAUGAUCCGCAUUAAAUUCUGGACAUUCACAGACAAGGCUUAAGCCUGGUCCUAGACUAAAAUUUGUGUUUGAGCUGUUUUAACUGAAAGCAACUUGCACUGGCAUAUCUUAUAAUAUGUCAGUGCCAUUGUUUUGUCUCAAGAUGCGCACCAGCAAUGUUUUUUUCUAAGGCAUGUUUUAAAUGUCCCAAUUAAACUAAGGCCUAAUCCUGGUUUAUAAUCUAAGCCCUGUCUGUGGAACCAGGCCUCAUGCAGUGCUUUUAAGAAAUCCAGAUCACAUUUUGCAAUUUAUGGCAAACGAGGACACAGUAAUGUGCAUUUGCGUGUACGUGUGGAUGUUAAAGCAGCUCAAGAGAAAUAUCAGUGAACUACAAUGGACUGCAGGUUAAUAUUGUUCAUAACUAGCCAGUUAGCUUGUGUAAAGCAAUCGUGAUGGCUGGCGCUUAAAUUCAUGCUGCUAUUAUUAGUAUUAGCCAGCUCUCCUACAGGCAAUGCUAACUCCGUGUCGAGAAAAUACCCUGUCACUCUUGAUGGGAUAUUCUCUUAAAGAGUUUUACUCUAUUGUUUGAAGUGGUGAUUCACUUUUGAAUGUUAAUUUAUGUUCAUUAGAGGAACCUAUUAGAAUAGCUGUAUCUGAGGUGUUGCUAUAGCGCUUUGUUUUUAUUAUUUUAUUUUUCUCUUUUUGAAUUAUUGGACCGAAAUUUAUGAUUGUAUAGUUUGCUUGUCAAUCCUCUGUGGUUUAUACAGCAAUGUAUUUCUUGAAUUUUGUGCUGGCUUUCUUGUAUUCAAGCUAUACUGAACAGUACACAAAUCAGGGGCUUAGCAGUAAACAAUCACAACCAACUUUUUGUUGGGAGCGCAGGAUAAACUUAAGAUUAUGUACACUCCCUUUUAUAUCAGGUGUUUUAUGAUUUCAUUGGCAAUACAUUUUGUUCUGAGGUGUCUAUUUAUGGUGAAAUUUUACUGGUCUGAACUUGAUUAAAGUUCAUGCAGUUCUGAAAAUGUCCUGGAGGCCUAAUAUUUCUGUUGAGAUCUUUUGUUAAGAUUUUUGGAAAACUUGAGAAAAUUGACUGAAGUUUUUAUUUAAAAAAAAAAAAAAAAAACGGCACUUUUUCUGUAAAUUUCAGUCGCUUUUUAAGAUCAAUAUUCCCCCAAAUUUAUUUGUCCCUAGUUUUGUAUUUCUCUAAUAGUGUCUUUUGCACAGUUUAGGGUGUAAUAUAAGGGCAAUCUUUGUGUUUCUGUCACUUUAUAAAAUUUGAUUGUAGGUUGUUUUGUUUUUUUGUUUUUUUUGGACAUCAUCUUUAUGUUGAUAUUUGGACAAAAUGAAGCUAAUCCUGUUUGAACAAGUGUACUAAUCUUACCCACAUUUCUAUCAUUUAAUGCUUGUAUGAAAUCGAAUGGGAUAUUUAUUUUACAUUUGCGCUACUCACACAUUGUUUUUCUGAGGAUCUACAGAGGGACAUACAGUCCUUACAGACGCGCCACCAUUGGAUUUGAUUUUGAUUGUUGUCGACCCUGUAAUGUACUUUAUUUACCGCGCGUAGAGUAUGAUGUGUUGAAUCUGAUGUGUGUUGCAGAUUCUGUGGUAAAUGUCAUUUUCCUUAUUUAGCUUUCCUCUUUUGGAAUUAUUUUUAAAUCAAAGAAAGUUAGAUAUAAUGAAAACAGCCAUAUUCGCACAUUGGCCAAUAAUUCUGUUUCAGAGCAAAAAAAAAAAAGUCUUUGAUGUUUUGUGAAGUAACCACAAAUGGGAUCAGGGAUUGCAUAAAUUAUCACCCCAACCUUAAAUAAUAAUGAUCAAAUCUGAAUAUUUUUUUCAAUCUUGAUGAUGACACAAGACUUUUUUUUAUCUUAUAUAUACAUUUUCAAAAAAAAAAAAAGAUCAGAAUUGCUUUUCUUUAUCCUAUAUUGUUGUGUCCUGUUCGGCAUUUAUGAACAGUGUGUUUCGUUCACUCAUUACCCAUUGGUGAACAGUGGGACCAAACUAAUAUUGAUUCAAAAAAGUAUGAUUCCCUAUUCCCAGGGUUUAUUCAAGGGCUGUGUUAAAUGAAUCAUUGAUUCAUAGAGUCCAUGAGGUUAGUAGUGAUUUAGUCACAAGAAAUGGCUCGGCUUAUUGUGGCAUUCAAUUUUUGACUCAAACCCAUGUUCAGAUUUUUUUUUCUUCUCCUUCUUAAUGUUUGUGAUCAGUUUAAGCUUUGUUUUGUCUGAGUCAAAGAUGACUGUGUCAAUAAACUUUGCAGAUGCAUUUCA
Molecule: messenger RNA, 6737 nt
Organism: Megalobrama amblycephala (Wuchang bream)
Lineage: Eukaryota; Metazoa; Chordata; Actinopteri; Cypriniformes; Xenocyprididae
Gene: neurl1aa
Product: neuralized E3 ubiquitin protein ligase 1Aa
Exons: 6
Coding region: 577-2310 (577 amino acids)
Biological process (GO): nervous system development; negative regulation of Notch signaling pathway
Cellular component (GO): postsynaptic density; plasma membrane
Molecular function (GO): ubiquitin protein ligase activity
Source: RefSeq, a predicted model, not a curated record